AGAGACAAACUGUUCCAAGUUGAGUGUCUGGCGGUAUUGCCGUAUCAUGUGAACAUGAACUCGCAACGCUCAAUGUCAGAAGCCAACAACAUGAAUUCGCAACGCUCAAUUACAGAGGCCAUGCAGAGGGCAGAGGGUAAGUUUUCAAAUAUAUAGUAGCUUCUAGAGAACCUUGUAACAAGCUUUCGUUGGUGGAGAUGCAACAACCUGAAAAAUAUAAGGCGAAUUUUGACGUUUCGAGCGAAGGCCCUUCGUCUGGAGUAUUAACUAAACUCAGUAAGUUUUAUAAUACUCCAGACGAAGGGCCUUCGCUCGAAAUGUCGGAAUUCGCCUUUAAUAUAGUUAUAUUUUUCAGGUAGUUGCGUGAAUCCCUACGAACGAAAGCUUGUUAAUGUUGGCACUACCAACACUGACACAUACAGUUCUAGAACCUUGUGCCUUGAGUUUAAUGAAUUGGCUACAUGAUAUAAUAUAGUCUUUAUACACUGUUAUAAAGGUCAGAGAUUUCCAGCACUGAUAAUCUCACAUGUGAGAUUAUAUUUAUGCAUAGUCACUCAGAUUUAUGAUAAUUUCUCAUGUGAAAAUUAUCGCUUUUCAGUUAAAACGCAUUGCCAUGGACGUUUUAUUGCUUUUCACUGAAUUUUGUUUGUAUAAUAAACAGAAAAAUACAUGGGUGCUUGGAAAUACCAGAUUUAUUUUGAGUGUUGAACAUGAUAUCUCACUCGUUCGCUGCGCUCACUCGUGAGAUAUCAUAUUCAACACUCAAAAUAAAUCUGGUAUUUCCGCGCACUCAUGUAUUAUUCUCUAUAUAUUUUAUAUGUUUAGCAAUCACAAUAGGCCUAUGUAUAAAUAUUGUGUCUUCUUGCGCAGAGUUGUAACGAUAUUUGAUACUAUAGGAACUCCAUGCUUGCCAGUAUAUAUUGCGUGGGUUUUGAGUAACUCUCUAUAGAGAAAUAUGUAAUAAGUGAUCAAGACUAAAUUUUGAUCUAAGCAAGUCUAGGCAGAAAUUUCACAAAAUUAUUUCGCGUCACAAAAUUAGUAAUAUUCCAAAGUUUCGUUGCGAAAUGUUGUAAAAUGCAGAUAAUAGAGACUAAUUGCGAUAUUUAUUAGAAUGUUAGGGUUUGUAAUCCAAGUGAGAAUAUAUACAUUUUAAGACCUAACCAGGAACGACUGCGAAAAAUGCAGCACAAGGUCCUCUGGUAGGAAUUGAACCUACGGCCCUGCGAUUCCGGUGCAGCGCUCUAACCAACUGACUGAACUGAGCUACAGAGGCCAGCUGUUGAGCUGUAACCACAAGUUCAUGUAUAUACACCCUUUUCAAAAAGGCGGAAAUUAGGGCGGCAUAUUAAUAAGGUGCAUGAAAACGAGGCUAGUUGGGCCUCGCGCGAUGCGGUUCUUCCAAAUUUAUAUGUAGUGUCUAGUGAGCAGUAAACGUUCAAAAAUUUGGCGAUAAAAACCUUUAAAAGGUCAUAUUGUGAACUGUAUUCAGCCCAUCAGAAAUGCCUGCAAAUUGUUGCGUCCCUAAAUGCACUAAAAAAGGUUCCAGAGAUGAGAACGGGUCAAAAAUAUCUUAUUAUAAGUUCCCUGAUAACUCGACGAUCAUGAAGCGAAAGUGGAUUCAUGCAAUUAGACGUGACGAAGGAAGAGAUUUCACUAUAACAAAGUGGACUAAAGUCUGUUCAAGACAUUUUAGAGAUUACGACUUUCAGAAAACACUGAAUGGCAGGAAAAAAUUGCGCCCGAACGCUAUUCCUUCGCAAUUUGAAUGGACUAGAAUGUCACCAAGAAAGCGCAAUGCACCUACUGUACGCGUGCCUAUAAUUGAUACUUCUAAUCCCAAUGAUAAUUUCUCGAGAGAUUUGAACUUAGAAACUUCAACUUCUGAUGGGGAAAAUAAUAACGAAAUUACUAUUGAUUGCCCAUUAAAGGAUGUAGAAACACAAACGGUGUCAAAUCAGAUUGAUACUGCUGUAAGUUCUUUUAUUUGUCAAAACGCUCCAAUCAAUGCCAAUGCGGGCAAUGACAACACAGAAAAACUAAAACAACAAUUGCUAGAUUACGAACGAGACUUGAAAAACGCGAAAUUAAAUAUUUUGUCUCUUGAGCAAAAAGUUUUCACGGCAGGUCGGUUUAAAGAUCACGACUCGUCUGUCCGAUUUUACACUGGUUUUGCAAAUUGGAGAACUUUCAUAGCUAUAUUUAACUAUUUAAAUCCUGGUCGUAACGGUGAGAACAUCAAAUACUGGUACUCUGAUUUGUCUCAAUGUGAAACAAGUGAUGACAAUAACACCACUAUGCCUAUGGAAAAUAAACCAAAAUUAGGUAGACAAAGAAAUCUCAAACCUCUUGACGAAUUUUUCGCCGUUAUGUGUAGGCUUCGACAAGGCUUUCAUGAGGAACAUUUAGCUAACCUGUUCGGUGUUUCGACAGCCACGAUUAGUCGUAUUCUAAUUUCCUGGAUAAAUUUUAUGUACUUGAAACUUGGGCAACUCAAUAUUUGGCCUUCAAGGGAAGCAGUCGACAAGUUCAUGCCUGAGAGUUUUAAAAAGAAGUAUCCGUCCACCAGAGUGAUCAUAGAUUGCACGGAAGUUCGAUGUCAAAUGCCAAACAGUUUGCAUUUAAACGGCGAAUUAUUCAGCAACUAUAAGCAUCACACGACAUUCAAAGGCUUGAUUGGUAUAAGUCCUGGAGGGGCAGUGACUUUCAUUAGCCAAUUGUACACUGGCAGUAUAUCGGACAGAGAAAUCGUCAUUCGAAGUGGAUUUCUUAAACUCCCUUUCCAAAAUGACGAUUCCGUUAUGGCAGACAAAGGCUUCACAAUCGAGGAUGUUUUACCCCUCGGUGUAUUACUGAAUAUUCCACCGUUUCUUGGGCAGUCCAGUCAAAUGUCCGCUAAGGAUGUUGUCAAAACGGAAGAGAUUGCCAGCUUGCGGAUACAUGUAGAACGAGCUAUUAACAAAAUAAAGAACUUUCAUAUAUGGGACUCAGUCAUACCACUUAGUCAGGUUGGAAUUUUAAACCAAAUGUGGACAGUGUGUGCAAUCUUGUGCAAUGCUCAACCAAAUAUUAUCUCUACUUGACGCGUUAUACACUGACUGUAUAUAGUUUUAAUUGUUUACGUUUGCACAAUUAUAUAUGAAAUGUACAUUUUUAAUGAAAUUAUGAAAUGUACACCCUGAGAACGAAUUCCUAUUGGUUAAGAUAUUCAAAACUAUCAUUUCUAUUACUGUAAUACUGCAUAACUGCUACUGCUCAUAGUCGAGGACAAUACAGUCUGACGAAGUUUUUACUUGUUUGUAUUUAUAUUUAACAGUUAUCAGUAACGCAAAUAUUAAUACAUUUAUUUGUUAAAAUCAGCUGCUGCAACUUUAAUCAUGUUUAAAAUAAUAUUCGGUAAGUUUAUUUCUGACCGUACUCCAAAACGCAGGUUCAAAUGGAAUUCUUUCAACAUACAAGCCUUUGCUUGUGUAAACAAUAAAAUCGCACCAUUUACAUCCAGUAACUCCCAUUUGACCUUGUACCUGGGAAAAAUACGCGUGGUUUCUUUUCAGUCUACAAUGUGUGUUACUAUUUUUUUCCAUGCAGAAAUUUGGAUCUGAGCAUGCAUCCAGUGGUGCAACAUUAAAUUUAGUAGAUGGGCAUUUAACUUCAGCCAGCCCAAAGCAAACGGAGCAUCCAGGGUCGAUAAUUCUGGCAUCAGGUGUUGCUCCAA
Messenger RNA from Paramuricea clavata, 3712 nucleotides. The record is from the annotation of a GenBank genome assembly. NCBI's taxonomy places the organism in Eukaryota, Metazoa, Cnidaria, Anthozoa, Malacalcyonacea, Plexauridae.